UCUUUAAGUGGUGCUCCUGGAGCCGAGGCUUGCUCUUCUACCGCAGCCCAACAGGGCCACCCGCCUGGCAGAAACACCUGCCAGGUUAUGUAUCCGAGGGAGGGCGAGGAAACGAGGCGCGCUUUUGCCAUGCCCAGAGGCCGCCCGGCACCGGCCCGGCCCUCGGAGGCGUCUCUGCCGGAGGGACCCGCUCGGAGAGGCGCGGCGGCCCCACCUUCCCUGCCGCGCGGGACGCCCCCUCGGUUCCGGCGCGUGGCUGCGAGGCCCGCGGAGGAGGCGCGGCGCGGAGAGCGCGAAAGACACGCGGCCUCCUUCCUCCUGGGGCCAGAGGCGGCGCCGCCCGCAGGAGCGCCAUACGAGGCGGCGCCGCGCCGGAGCCUCGGCCGAGGAGGAGGAUGCUGCCGGCGCUGCUCGCCUGGGCUCUGCUGAGCGCGGCCGCGCCUCCGGGCGCCGGCGGGGCAGCGCUGCGCUUCCGACUGCGGGGCUCGCCGGCGCGGCAGGUCAGCCCGGCUUUCCUCUCGCUCACCCUGGACGCCAACCUGGCCACCGACCCCCGCUACAUCACCUUCCUCAGCUCUCUGAAGUUGCGGGCCUUAGCCAGAGGUUUGUCACCUGCCUUUUUGAGAUUUGGAGGCACCAAAACAGACUUUUUGAUCUUUGACCCCAAAAAGGAGCCAACCUUCGAAGAGGCACUCUUUUCAGAUUUGUUGGCAAAACAAGAUGCUUCAGACCGUUGUGGAUUCAAACCAGCACCUUUGGACCUGUUAGAGCACUUGCAGUCACAAUGGCCCUUCCAGGAGAUGCUCAUCCGUGGGGAGCAGGACAGGAAGAAACACAAAAACACCACCAUCACAAGAAGCACAUUGGACAUCCUGUACAACUUUGCACAAUGUUCAGAGCUGCAGCUGAUAUUUGGACUCAAUGCAUUGCUCCGGACAGGCAGCUCCCACUGGGACAGCUCAAACGCUCGGUUCGUUUUGGAUUAUUGUGAUUCUCAGAAAUAUGACAUGUCUUGGGAACUUGGAAAUGAGCCAAACAGCUUCAGGUUGAAGUCUGGCAUUUACAUUGACGGCUUCCAGUUAGGACAAGACUUCAUACAACUACGUCACCUUCUGAGCAACUACAGCCACUACAGAAAUGCCAAAGUCUACGGGCCCGACAUAGGUCGGCCUCGAAAGCACACUCAGAAGUUGCUGCGGAGCUUCCUGAAAUCUGGAGGGAAAGUAAUUGACUCUGUCACGUGGCACCACUACUAUGUAAAUGGACGAAAUGCUACCCGAGAGGAUUUCCUCAGUCCAGAUGUGCUGGAUACCUUCAUUGCAGAUGUACAAGAUGUUCAGCAGAUUGUCGAUGCCACUGUACCAGGCAAGAAAGUGUGGCUGGGAGAGACAAGUUCAGCCUAUGGGGGUGGCGCUCCCCGACUGUCCAAUACAUACGUUGCUGGUUUUAUGUGGCUGGACAAACUAGGACUGUCUGCUAAGCUGGGCAUCGAUGUGGUGAUGAGGCAGGUUUUCUUUGGAGCAGGAACGUACCAUCUGGUGGAUGCCAGCUUUGAACCUCUGCCAGAUUAUUGGCUCUCUUUGCUGUACAAGAAACUGGUGGGCACCAAAGUCCUGGAUGUCAGCCUGGGUGAAGACCACAGAAGGCUUCGAGUGUAUCUUCAUUGCACAAAUGAGCACCAUCCAAAAUACAGAGACGGUGACAUCACCCUGUUUGCCUUAAACCUCUACAAUAGCACCAAAUACCUGCAGCUCCCCUCUUACCUCUCCAGCAAGCCGGUUGAUGAAUACCUUUUAUUGCCUUAUGGAAGAGAAAACAUCCUUUCCAGGUCUGUUCAGCUGAAUGGUCACGUCCUAAAAAUGUUGGAUAAUGAAACGUUACCAGCACUCAGGGAGAAUCCUCUUAGCCCAGGAACCAGCCUCGGACUGCCAGCUUUUUCAUACGGAUUUUUUGUAAUCAAAAACGCCAAAGCUAUGGCUUGCAUUUAGCAGCCGGAUGCACAUUCCUAGAAUCCCGUUGAAGGUCAUAUUCCUGUGAGAACUUCUCCUGAACAGUCCUGCUCCAAAUGUGCAGAAACCAAGGGCUUAUUAUGAGUUCAGCAGGCUGGGAUCUGACCGAGGUUUGGCAUCUUUCAUCUCUCUGGUUUGUAAUGGUUCACUCGGCGGCACUUUAUUGCCCCUGCUGUUGUCCACAGGGAUCCCGGUCAGAGUCAUUGAGAUCCAGAGUUGUGUCACAGUCUGCAUUUCGGACAAGGAUCUGGGAGAUCUGGGUUCAGACCCCACUUGGUCGUGAAGCUCGUUGAGUGAUCUUGGGCCAGUCACACUCUGUCAUCCUUACCUACCUCACAGGGUUGUUUUGAGGAGAAAAUGAAUAUGGGAGAGGAACAUAUACCACCCUGAACUCCUUGGAAGAAGAGUGGGGAAGUACUAGAUAGAUAUGCACAAUCAGGAACUUGUCAUGGGGCAAGCUAUGGCAUGGGUGGCAUAAGUGGACUAAGAGAAAGUUAAGGGCAAAGAGACGAGAUAGUCAAGUCCUGGGAAGGCAUAGUAAGACAAAGCCCGACCUUGUAACACCUCACCCACCUUCAGUUGUGAUAUAAAGGCUCAGGGAUCUCUAUUCCUACUCAUCUCUGAAGAAGGGAGCUCUGACUCUCAAAAGCUUACGCUCUGAAAAUCUUGUUGCUCUCUCAGGUGCCACUGGACUCAAAUCCUGCUGUUCUACUGCAGGCCAACACGGCUACCCACCUAAACUAUUCUGUUGUUCUGGUCUGCAAGCAGGUUUUUUUGAAAUCUCAGACAGAAAUUGUAAUCUGUGGUGUAACUUGCUGCUGAUGUUUGCCCUUGCUCCUAUUCACCUGAAGAGGGGAACGAUUCUAGCUUGGAUGAAUUCUACAGAAAUAAUGGUGGACUUGAAAUGACACAUGAUUUUUACACAUUUUAUUUAAAAAGGGACAACAGGGUAAGGAACAAGCAUGAUUAAGCCAAAGCAGUCCCUUUGGCAUCCUUUCAGGCUCUCUGCCUCUCGCAGUCUAGUCCCUCCUUUUUGCAAGCAAAAACCCACCAAGUGUUCUCAAAACAUCCCUUUGAUAUUUCGACUUGCAGCUCAGCAAGACUCCAGUAGAACAAGGUUGGCUCUCACUAACGAGCGUCCCGACCUUAACCGCUUCACAGAUAUCUGUUCUUCAGAAACACAGACACAGUUCACCAGGUUCAAUUAAGCAGAAUAAGUCUGUCAGAGUUCAAACUGGGUCUCUCCUAAGGCCUGGAACAGCUAGAAAAGCAUGGCUGCCACAGGUUCAUGCCACUAACAAGAAGCCUGAAACAGGAGUUCCAAUAGGCUCUUCCUGCUUCCUUCUACAGGAGCUACUAGUAGGCUAAAGAAGUCAUUCAUCUCAGUUGAAUUUUCAUACCAAGGUAGGAAAGGGGACAAGAAACUUCCUGAUAUGCUCUUGCAGACAUUGGCUUUCAUGUGUACCGAACACGUUGACCUGCUGAAUGCAUGCAACAGAGACAUCAUCCAUGCCGGCACUCAUGCUGAUCGCCACCAGUUCAAACGGACGAGCAGGAUCAAGCAUGGGAAGAGUAGAAACAGUCACACAAAACAAAGAGUCGCUUCUUACCCCAAUGGCAACGAGUACUUCCUUGACCCUUUCCAAAUAGCAACCAAAACAAAAAAAUCGUGACGACCUAACAGAUUCAAUAAUAAUUACUUUCACAAGCCAAUUAUUACAGUAUUUCAGCAUGCAUAUUAUAAUUUAGUAUUCAAGAAAACCAAUUGCACACACACACA
Eublepharis macularius is the source of this 3789-nucleotide messenger RNA. It is a transcript of the gene HPSE, whose product is annotated as heparanase. The record is from RefSeq and is a predicted model, not a curated record. Gene Ontology annotation, molecular function: hydrolase activity, acting on glycosyl bonds. The transcript has 12 exons. The coding region runs from base 396 to 1988 and encodes 530 amino acids. Gene Ontology annotation, cellular component: membrane; extracellular matrix. NCBI's taxonomy places the organism in Eukaryota, Metazoa, Chordata, Lepidosauria, Squamata, Eublepharidae.